GCCGUCCUGAUCUAAAUCCUACGAGACUGUUCCUCCCCGCAAAUCCAUCACUUAACCUCUGUCGUUCAAAACGAUAAGUGCUGAGAUUCAGAAAAACUACAAAUCCCAUAAAGUAUAGCACGUCGAGGGCUUUUGGAGCGCAUGAUCGGCCGCGGCGCAGGCGCGGGCUUGAUAGCGGAGAAACAUGGCUGCCCCAACGUUUACUGCGAGGUUGUAUUCGCUGCUGUUCCGCAGGACCUCCACCUUCGCCCUCACCAUCGCCGUGGGAGCCUUGUUCUUCGAGCGCGCCUUCGAUCAAGGCGCGGACGCAAUCUACGAACACAUCAACCAGGGGAUUGAAUGCCAAGGGCAGACUCCAGCCGGCAUCAAGGACAAGGCAGUGAUGGAAUGUAGAGAAAGUGUCAGCUGGGAGCCACUUAGCCGACAGUCUAAGUACAGGGGUACUGACUGCCUUCAUAUGCUGCUCCCGACCUAUUCUCCCUUCAAAACUCCUACACAGAAAACUUCCUCAGCUGCUCUGGACACUUCUUCUCCACUGCACCCUCAUAAGACUGCCGGAUCAACUCCCUUUCUCAAACACCUUCAAUGGCUCCCCACUACUGUCUCCCUGGACCCUUUGGCCCCCUCCCAGGCCUCCGUGCUCCUCAGGCUCUGCUGCCCCCAUCUCAGCUGAGAGCUCUACUGCCAGCCUUUUCUCUGCUUCCCCUGGACCGGAACUGGACGUAAAAAUGAAGAAUCAUUCAGUGGGCUUCAUGGCAGACUGGACACACAGAGGAAAGGACAAAUGAAUCUGAAAAAAAGGUGAAAUAAAACAGGGCAUCUGU
Callorhinus ursinus (northern fur seal) is the source of this 824-nucleotide messenger RNA. The record is from RefSeq and is a predicted model, not a curated record. Lineage: Eukaryota; Metazoa; Chordata; Mammalia; Carnivora; Otariidae.